AUGGCGAUCAAGGAUUCCGGCUAUGUCAAGUGGCCGCCCAAGAUGCGAGGAGAUCCAACAACUAGGAACCCAAAUGUCUAUUGCCACUUUCACCGUGACAUCGGGCACAACAUAGAGAAUUGCCGAAACCUCCGUGAUGAAAUCAAAGAGUUGAUUCGCCAUGGGUAUCUAAAGAAAUUCAUCCAGCAUGAGGACAGGGAGAUAGUGGACCGGCAGGCCGAUCAGAGAAGGGAAGCUCCAAAGUCGAGUAGAAGGAACAAUCAACCACCUCAGCAACAGUCUCCACCAGAGGACAGGCCUAUCUACGAGGUGAUCAACAUGAUCACCAGUGGGUCCAUCGUUGCGGGGUGUACUACAGCAACAGGAAAAACCUCAAUUUGGAAGAUAGAGAACGAAGAUGAGAACCCACCGAAGUGGCCUAGGGUAGAAGAUCCCAUCUACUUUACCGAGGGCGAUGCGUGUGGGAUCCAGUAUCCGCACAAUGAUGCCCUCAUCAUCAAACUUGUGAUCGACUUCGAAGUAAAGCAGGUAUUGGUCGAUUCAAGAAGUUUGGUAGAUAUCCAAUUUUUAGAAGCAUUCGACAAGCUACAGGUAAAGCGGGAGGAUUUGAAGACAACAGACACGCCCUUGGUCGGGUUCAACGGCGAGGUGGUUAGGCCUCUCGACCAAGUUACAAUACCAAUUGCAGCGGGAGCAUGGCCCAACUCAAUGCGCUUCAAACACACGUUUUUGGUGGUUGUGACUUCGUCCCCCUACAAAGUCCAUCUUGCAUGCCCUACGUACGGUGGUGUCGACUUAUUACUUGUCCAUGAAAUUCCCAAUGAGCUGCGGAGUGGGGGUUGUACGAGGUGA
Messenger RNA from Nelumbo nucifera (sacred lotus), 852 nucleotides. RefSeq lists its product as uncharacterized. The record is from RefSeq and is a predicted model, not a curated record. NCBI's taxonomy places the organism in Eukaryota, Viridiplantae, Streptophyta, Magnoliopsida, Proteales, Nelumbonaceae.